This is a messenger RNA of Penicillium antarcticum, 1158 nucleotides long. RefSeq names its product tRNA(Thr) (cytosine(32)-N(3))-methyltransferase. Lineage: Eukaryota; Fungi; Ascomycota; Eurotiomycetes; Eurotiales; Aspergillaceae. The transcript has a single exon. Bases 1 to 1158 code for a protein of 385 amino acids. The record is from RefSeq and is a predicted model, not a curated record. Gene Ontology annotation, molecular function: tRNA (cytidine-N3)-methyltransferase activity.
AUGACCAUCGAGCCUGAAGCCCGGGAAGUGCGGGAGGUCCUCCAAAGCGUCGAGCCUCCCCAGGUGGACCCCAGUCGCUCCCACGAUCCCAGCAACAACAUGAAGCGAAGCGACCCCUUCCAAUUCGGAUCGCGAUUCCUCGAAAAGGGCGACGACGUCUUCGAAUUCAACGCCUGGGACCACGUCGAGCCAGACGACGAGUUCAAGGCCUUUGCACAGACACAAUAUGCCAAACAGCGCGAAACACGAGUAUCGGACUUUGAUCGCAACCGAUUUAACAACGACCCGGCGAAGUGGUGGAACCUUUUCUAUAAGAAUAACACAGACAACUUCUUCAAGGACCGCAAAUGGUUGCGUCAGGAGUUCCCUGUUCUCGCGGAGGUCACACAGAAGGAUGCUGGUCCCCAGGUUGUCCUGGAGGUUGGCGCUGGUGCUGGAAAUACUGCGUUCCCUUUGAUUUCCAACAACGAGAAUGAACAUCUCAAGGUUCAUGCCUGUGAUUUCUCCAAGUAUGCUGUCAAGGUCAUGCGCGAGAGCGAGCAUUACAAUGAGAACUUGAUGACCGCGGACGUCUGGGAUGUCGCUUCUGUGCCUACCGAGGAAGACAACGGCCUUCCUCCUGGUUUGACUGAGGGCUCAGUCGAUGUGGUCAUUCUCAUUUUCAUCUUCUCUGCUUUGGCUCCUACCCAGUGGGACCAAGCCAUUCGCAACAUCUACCGUGUACUGAAGCCCGGUGGCCGCGUGCUGUUCCGUGACUACGGCCGUGGUGAUCUCGCCCAAGUGCGCUUCAAGAAGGGCCGUUAUAUGGAGGAGAACUUCUAUGUUCGCGGUGAUGGCACUCGUGUCUACUUCUUCGACCAGGACCAGCUUGUUGAUAUGUGGAGUACCUGGUCCGCGGAGAAGGGCCUGCAGAUUCCUAUUUCUGCAGACAUUCUGGCAGGGGGCGCUGAGGGUGAAACACCAGAGCCUGCUGAGCAAUCAGAAGAAGCUAAGGAGGCUGCCAAGAAUAACGGAGCUUUCGAGGUCAAGCUAAUGGGAGCUGAUCGACGAUUGAUUGUCAACCGUCAGAGCAAGUUGAAGAUGUACCGCUGCUGGAUGCAGGGUCACUUUGUCAAGCGCGAUGGGUCUGCGGUUGAGACCAAUGAGGCUACCCAAUAA